CGCAUCAGAAAGUCGCCGAGGCCAAGGGAACUCCGAGAUAAAUGAACUGAAGGAUUUUUCAGUUCAUUUCACAUCGGUCCAGCGGACUAGACGGAGAUCAUGUUUAGUGGUGCUAACAUGAGUGGAUCCAAAAGCCAGGAUCAUAUCAAAAGACCCAUGAACGCGUUCAUGGUUUGGUCACGAGGUCAGCGCAGAAAGAUGGCACAAGACAAUCCCAAGAUGCAUAACUCGGAAAUCUCCAAGCGAUUGGGUGCGGAAUGGAAGGUCUUGAGUGAGCUCGAGAAACGGCCUUUCAUUGAUGAGGCCAAGCGCUUGAGAGCUCUGCACAUGAAGGAACACCCGGACUACAAAUACCGACCUCGAAGAAAGCCAAAGCCCUUGAUCAAAAAAGAGGCUGGGAAAUUCAAUCUGCCACUCCAUUUUUUUCCGCCCGGAUUUGAUCCCGCGUCCGCAGUUUUUGCUCGAUCCUUGUUUUCCCCUUUCUCAGGGUUGCCUUCUUAUGAGGCCAUGAUUAAACACUUGCAAACAACGACCUCAGAUUGGGACAACUCUGGCAUGUUCCAACCCUUUUCCUCAAAUGUACCCAGUGGAAGAAAUCUCAUGCACACAAAUGGUUUGCCAUCUCACUCAGAUUUGUCAGCAUUCAUGCAAAUGCAUCAAGAAAGCCUGGCGGACAACCAAAGUGUGGGCGAUUCCGACGAAUCCAACACCAACGACGACUCAAUUCCAUCACUUGAAAAAGAUCAAACCGUGGUAAAGGUCACUCCUCAUUCAGUGGACUCUUUGGUACAUCAUCCAUUGACCCGGACGUAUCUUCCAACAUCUUCAACCACAGUGUUGGCUCAUGCCAAAAGUGCUUCUUUCCAUCGAGAUUCACCCUCACAUCCUGAUUCGACUACUAGUCCACCCCCUUCAAUUUCUAAAGCCUCUCCGGGAUCGUCAUCGCCCACGGCUGUUGGGCCCGCAUCGCAAGGCCGCAGUCUUUCGUCCCCGAGUCCAGAGAAAACUAGUACCAAUCAGCCCUUGCCUUUACUUGAUCUCUCAACUUUAUACACGAACUGCUACAUGAAUCCCGGUCUCAUUUCGACCUACAUCGCAGCGGGUCUGCUCCCUGCGGUCCCACCUUAUGCGAUGGGACCGCACAUGGGGCACAUGCCGUCAAUGAGUGGGAGUCUCCUGAAUUCUGGAAGCCUCAAUCUCGGUCACGUUCGAAGGCCAAUCGCUCAGUUACCCGAUCCUGCGGCCAAUACCACGAAUUGCCUCAUUCCCAAUGUCAUUCCAACAUCUUCGCCCUGACCAGACCAUAGACCCUAAUUUAUCAUUACUGUUGAGUUUUUGUUUGACCUAGUUAUUGAACCACCGGUUAGAAAUAAAAGCAAGAUUGACAAUG
Messenger RNA from Tigriopus californicus, 1390 nucleotides. RefSeq names its product transcription factor Sox-2-like. The record is from RefSeq and is a predicted model, not a curated record. Bases 100 to 1296 code for a protein of 398 amino acids. Gene Ontology annotation, molecular function: DNA-binding transcription factor activity, RNA polymerase II-specific; RNA polymerase II cis-regulatory region sequence-specific DNA binding. Gene Ontology annotation, biological process: regulation of DNA-templated transcription; cell differentiation; anatomical structure morphogenesis. NCBI's taxonomy places the organism in Eukaryota, Metazoa, Arthropoda, Copepoda, Harpacticoida, Harpacticidae. The transcript is spliced from 4 exons.